This is a messenger RNA of Oldenlandia corymbosa var. corymbosa, 666 nucleotides long. NCBI's taxonomy places the organism in Eukaryota, Viridiplantae, Streptophyta, Magnoliopsida, Gentianales, Rubiaceae. The record is from the annotation of a GenBank genome assembly.
AGGUUCAAUUCACACAAAAAAAAAAAAACAGUUUUUCUUAGUGGGUAUCAUGCAAAAUCAUUGCAGUAUUAAAUAGUUUGGUGUAUCUAAUUAAAAAGUUUUCUUCUUCAUGAUUGAAAAACAGGAAACUGAUGCAGAGGAAGAGCUCAAAGAGGCUUUCAAAGUGUUUGAUAAAGACCAGAAUGGUUACAUUUCCGCCAGUGAGCUGAGGCACGUGAUGAUCAAUUUAGGGGAGAAGCUAACCGAUGAAGAAGUGGAACAGAUGAUUAGAGAGGCUGACUUGGAUGGUGAUGGUCAAGUCAACUAUGAUGAAUUUGUCAAGAUGAUGACCAAUAUUGCUUAAAAGCCUUAAAUGGAAAAAAAUAGGAACCUCUAGCUUGAUUUAUUUGCAUGCAAAAUUGCAAUUCAAUUCAUUAUUAAUUUCAUUAGCUUGUAUUCAAUUAUUUUUUUUUUUUUUAAAAAAGUACUUCUAGCCUCUUUAUGUGUUGUUUAAUCUAGUAGCUAGCAUAGGAUGAAGAAUAUAGGACAUCAUUGGAUGAAUUUGGUGUACUGUAAUCUAAUUUAUGUAUUGUAUUCUUUCAUUUGUGGUUCAAUGUUUUGAUACUCCCUCAAUAUCAGGAAGAUGAUCUAAAUUCUGAAGGACAGGGUUGAAAGGAUAAUAAGGGU